This is a messenger RNA of Fundulus heteroclitus (mummichog), 2800 nucleotides long. RefSeq names its product receptor accessory protein 2 (gene reep2). Gene Ontology annotation, molecular function: taste receptor binding; microtubule binding. Gene Ontology annotation, cellular component: endoplasmic reticulum membrane; endoplasmic reticulum tubular network; cytoplasmic microtubule. Bases 231 to 1064 code for a protein of 277 amino acids. Gene Ontology annotation, biological process: endoplasmic reticulum tubular network organization. NCBI's taxonomy places the organism in Eukaryota, Metazoa, Chordata, Actinopteri, Cyprinodontiformes, Fundulidae. The transcript has 8 exons. The record is from RefSeq and is a predicted model, not a curated record.
GGCCCUUUAAGAGCCAGUCCCUCCAGCAGCAGCAGAGGAGAGCAGACCGACUGCAGCAGCUCCACAUCCACGUCCUCCGUGGGCCGUUCACUCACCUGACCGCGCCGGACACUGCUUCAGACCGGACACACCUGGAAGGGGGGGCAUGGGGGGCACGGAGCCCGCCUGCUAGCCGAAAGAAGAGCUCCCAAGACGCGCAGAAGAGGCUCACGACUCGGCUGGCCAGCAGCAUGGUGUCCUGGAUUAUUUCGAGGAUGGUGGUCCUCGCCUUCGGGACCCUGUACCCAGCGUACUCCUCCUACAAGGCCGUCAAAACGAAGAACGUGAAGGAAUACGUAAAAUGGAUGAUGUACUGGAUAGUAUUUGCGCUGUUUAGCACGGCAGAGACGGCCACAGACCUGCUUCUGUCAUGGUUUCCAUUUUACUUCGAGCUAAAGAUAGCCUUUGUGAUCUGGCUCCUGUCCCCCUACACCAAGGGCUCCAGCGUUCUCUACCGCAAGUUUGUCCACCCUACGCUCUCCAACAAAGAGAAGGAAAUAGACGAAUACAUCGCUCAGGCCAAAGAUAGGAGUUACGAGACCAUGAUGAAGUUUGGAAAACGGGGUCUCAACCUGGCCGCUAAUGCUGCCGUCACUGCGGCCGCCAAGGGCCAGGGCGUGCUCUCUGACAAGCUGCGCAGCUUCAGCAUGCAGGACCUGACUCUGAUCAACACCGAGGACGAGCUGGACCUGCACACAUCAGAGGUCCGGACGAGACGGGACCACAUGAGCGAGAUGGGCUCGGGGGCCAGCACGCUGCCCCGGGCAAGGAGCUCCUCUGUACGCCAGACCCGCUCCUCAGCAUCUGUUGCCGAUGACGCCUCGUCCCAACACAGCUCCGACCAGUCGGACACGAGGACUGAACACUCGGACGACGACCUGGGAGAGAAGGGUCCCAAACGCAGCGCCAGCGCCGUCAAGGUGACCAAAAAGGCUGCGGCUGCCAAGACGGAGCCUCAAACCAAGACAGUGAAAAAGGUUGUGAAGAAAAAGACCACUACUAACAACGCAGAGACGCCUGCAUGAGUCCUGCUGUCCUCAUCCACUGGAUCCCACCUCCACCCACAGCCUGCUCGCCCUCCUGCCGUUGGGUCUCCACAAACACGUUCGCUUUGUAUAUCAGGCACUGAAUCUGUCACUGCUGCCUAGUUUUUAGAGCAAAGUGCAGACGGCGUCUUUAGGUCUCACAGGAAGCUUCAGUUUAACUGUCUGGUCGCAUUUUUUGGGUCUGUUGGAUAAGAUUUACCUGCUAAAGAUGUUUUCUUACAUUGUUUUAAAACUAGAUAGCAACCUGCUCAGAAGCACCCGUCCAAGCGGAGGGCUAAUUUGUGUUCCCAGUUUAGGCUGUUAUUUAUUUUAGAUUUAAGCUGCCUUUAAUUAUAGCAGGUCUAUUCAGAUAAUUUGUUCUUUGCUUUACAUUUCCUGCAGUGGGGUGAUGUCUGGUCUUUUUCGGGUGAGUUCUACAGACCACCUUGUUUGCAUCUUUAUCUUGAUUCAGCCAGAGAAAUACUCAGUAAGCCUUGUGUUUGCAGCACAGCCAUGCAAAACGAUCUAAUGUCAGAGGAGCUAUCGGUGAAAACUGGGUUAUUGAGAUCUGCGUCGACGCUUUUAAUCAGCAUCCCUUACUUCCCAGCAGUAAAAAAACUGUUCCAGAACUGAGAUCCUGAAACUGUUUUUUGCUGUUUUAUUGUACUCCAAUUUUUUUUGUCCCUUUUUUACUUGAUUUACCUCUGAGUUAGUCUGGCUCCGAUAUGUUCAGGUCUCACUUGGAGAAGUGGCUUUCAGGUUAAUGCAGGUGCUUACUUUGUUCUUUCAGACUCCAUUCCUGGGUAUUUCUCUCUAAUUUAUUGAGCGUCUCUGAAACGCAUCAUUGGUAAAUAAACCUUUUUAGCCUUCAGUGCGUCACCAGCGGGUAAGAUGACACAUUGAAUCCGCCAUGGCUGGUACUCGGAUGUUCAAUAGUUGGGAAUAAAGAAGAGAAACUCUUGACUUUCUCUUCCUCGUUGUACCCAGAUGCACGGGGAGACACGUUUCUGCUUCUUGCCGUUCUAAUGAGACAAACAUCUGGAUUUUCUGAUCCAGGUUUUGUCAUUUCUGCUGUGGAGGGAGAAUCCCACUGGAAGUAGCUGUACAAGCUGCACGGUUUGUUUUUGGAUGCUGUAAAACAGGUUUGUAGUUUAGACCUGAUUUAACCAAUAGGGGGAGACAAACUCCACAUUAAUAGUGGAACAGUGAGUAACCCUGCCUGUACAUCGUGAGCUUCCUGCUCUUAUUCUUGUCGCCUGGGUCCGAUUACUUCCCUUCCUGGUCUUGACAAAUCAGCAGAGGAACCUCGGGCCUUAUCACAACACACUUAAGCUCAUUAAAAUUAUUACACUGCACUUUUUGUUGAAGGAAGUUAUCAAUUCAGAUGGGUCCUUAACCCCCACACCGAAGCUUGAACAUCAACAGCCUGAUUACAAAUAAUUUUAUGCCCGAAAGGUAAAAAAAAAAAAAAUGCUUUGUUUUCCUUUUUAAUGUAAGUACAUUUCAUCUUAUAGCAGCCUUUUUAUCUUGUAUCAUAUUUAUUGUUGAUUGAUUUUGUGUUUAUUAGUGUGGCAUACAAAUGGACGCUAAUUUGUAUAUUUUGUUUGUGCCAAAUCUUAAAGGCCUCAUAUAAAAUGGUCAGCAAAGUGUAUCUGCUGGGACAGUGCUUUCCGGAAAAGGUUGGUCUUCUUCUGUAAAGAAACGACUACUAAUAAAAUAAAGGAAAUUAAAUCCAU